Molecule: messenger RNA, 2926 nt
Organism: Physcomitrium patens
Lineage: Eukaryota; Viridiplantae; Streptophyta; Bryopsida; Funariales; Funariaceae
Cellular component (GO): Set1C/COMPASS complex
Molecular function (GO): protein binding; transcription cis-regulatory region binding
Source: RefSeq, a predicted model, not a curated record
AGCGUGCUUAGAGUUCUUGAAUGGUACCGAAGGAUUUUCAUUGUCUGCGUGACGGAUUGAUUGUGUUGUCGUUGGCGUUAGCGAUCCAUUCGAGUUUUGAACGUUUGCGUCUGCUCUGUUGCGAUUUUUAGUCUUUCGAAGGAUGCAUUGGAGAAUGGUUUUGGUGGCGGAACUGGACCAUGGCGAUGUCGGGAGCGGGAGUGUUUUCUAGCUGGGAGAGUGGAGCGUGGCGUAGUCUUCUUAGGGUUUGAAUGUUUGGGUGGAUUGGGAGUACUAUGUGUGGUUUAGGAUCGGAGGUAUGGCUUCAUUGUCCGGUUCUGUUUUUGGAGAUCGAUGAGGUGUGAGUAGUUUAUGUCAGGGGGGUUCGGUGGUGAGGUUUUGGGCGGAGGGAGUGAUGGAAAUCGGGGAACAACAAGAGGAUUCUGCGGGGUUGAAUACUGGAGAUAAGAAACGUGGAAUCGGAACCAUGGAGUCUGGGGAGGAACAAGGAGGGGAGUAUACGGUGGCUACGAAGCCAGAUGAGCAUCAAGAAGAGAAGGCAAUUGAAGCGUUGGUAGAGAAGGAGGACGCAGUAAUGGACUCUUUGCCCGUGGAAGUGGAGACGGACAAGCUCCGGGCGGAGAGAGAAAAGGCGCCGGAUAAUGCCGAGGAGCGAGUAGUUCACGAAGCUGCAGGAGGUUUAGGGUUUCCCAGCGAAAAGACUGUACGGGUAUCCGACGGAGACAAAGUCAGGGAUGCAGGUCAGCACAAUGUAGGUGAAAGGAAUGGCGUAGAGCAGCAGGUUCAGGAAAAGGGAGGGGCAGAAGGACACGGAGAAGACGAUGGACAAGCUGAAGUCGAUGCCACCAUGGCGGACAACGACGCUGACACUGAGGUCGAAAUGGCUGAGGCACCUGGAGAAGCGGAGGGCGAAGAACAAAGACCAGCCGGAGAACAGCCAGCUGGUGAUGAAACAAAUGGUGCAAGGAUGGUGCGAGUCGGUGUGAAGAGGAAUGGGUCUGCAGCUUUGGAUAAUACUGAUGGUGCAGGGGGUGAGGUGGUUGUCAAAAGGCCCAAGAAGAAAGCCAAUGUUUGGAGUAAAUCUAGCACUCGGAAGACCAGCAGAAAGUCGAAACCUGUUAAGAUCCCAAGUGGUGAAAAGAAAGAAGAAUGUAUUGAAGUGAAUCCCACCCAGCGGUAUCUGCUAGAGGAGAGGAAUGGAAUUCAAUUGUCCAAAGAUCAGAAAGCUGAAAAGGUAGAGCUCUCUCUGGACAAGUUGCAAGCCAGUAGUGAAAAGGGGUAUCGGAUGGUCAGGGCUACUCGUGGUAUUUCUGAGGGGGCCUGGUACUUCGAGAUUGUAGUGAAAGAUCUUGGCAAGACGGGGCACACUCGUUUGGGAUGGAGCACGUGGAAAGGUGACUUGCAGGCGCCUGUGGGAUUUGAUGCAAAUAGCUAUGCCUUCAGAGACGUCGAUGGAAGUAAAGUACAUCAAGCGAUUCGAGAGCCAUAUGCAUCUGCAUAUGCGGAAGGAGAUGUCAUCGGAUUCUACAUUAAUCUACCCGAUGGUGCGAAAUAUGCAUCAAAGUACGAAUUAUAUGUGAACAAAGCCACCAGGGCUGUCUUCCGUGUGCCACUUGAGAAGGAAGAUGGACCUCCCAAGUGUGUUCCAGGAAGUGAAGUGUCUUUUUUCAAGAACGGCGUUUGUCAGGGCGUUGCAUAUAGGGACAUAUUUGCUGGUGAAUACUACCCCGCGGCUUCAAUGUAUACGCUCCCUAUGCCUGAGAAAAAAUGCUCUGUGCGUUUUAAUUUUGGGCCCAACUUUCAGUUCCCUGUCAAAGAUUGGGGUGAUAAACCAGUCCCCUUGCCUAUGUCUCAGGCUCCUCCACCUGAAGGUUUGGCGGCGGCGGACAUUGAAGAGCCUCCUCCAGCCGACGGUAGCAAAGAAUCCAAAAAGUCCGACACAGCAAAUGUUGCUGGAGGUAAACAAAGAAUGGCAGCAGAACGAGGAAACAGUAGCGCAGAAGGUCGUAUUGCUGUUGGAGUUGGUAGUGGUAGUGGCGUACGGACUAAAAGGGCAACAGAUGAUAAAGAGCGUGUCAAACGCCCAGGAUUGCCUGCAAAGAAAGUGCCCGUUCCCAAGGGCUCUAAAAAGAUGAUUAGUAUGCUUCCUCGAUCUAUUGUAGCGAAGUCUCCCGCCAAGUCUCCUAUGAGUGAUGCGUCUUUGCAAAUUGAAGUGAAUCUUGAGGGUUGCAGUAACGACGGUAGUGGUGACUUUGACGCUGGGCUCUCUUUGCAUGACAAAGGUAACAGCUCUGACACACAAACGGACUAGCGUUGAUUGCAAUCGAUUGCAGUGGAUUGUGAUUGUUCGGUAGCUAGUAUUGUUCAAAAGAAACUGGCUCUUCACAAAUUCAUCGAGUGGACAUGCUUUGCAUGUAUGAAGGCCUAGAGGGGAUUACUGUAUGAUAGAUGAGAAAGAUGGAGCCAAAGCAGGCCGACAGUGAUAGAUGACGGCAAGGUCUGAAUCGGGGACGCAAAAUUACAACUGAUGCGUCGUUGACAUGUAUCCUGCUUGUUUGUCUUUGCCAUAUCAGCCCAGAUUUAGAUUAAGGUUAGAAUAGAAGUUGUUAUAAUGUGUAUCUGCGAAGGGAGGUCAAUGGGAAGGAUGUAGUCCAAGAACUUGACCGUUUUCUAUAAUUUUCUGAAUAUGAGAUCAUUCAAGGAUAAAUGCCCUCAAAGGUUCAAGCCAAGUAUUUAUUGCUAAUCUGAACAUAUUUGUUUGCUACGAAGCUACAGUACAAUGUCCCUGAUUAUUGUAGCUCAAAGAUUGUGCGAGGAGCUUGUAGACGUAUGAAGUGAUAGCACUUGCUUCCUAUACCCAAUAUGUAAUUCAAAAUGUACUUACCUGGUCAUCAUAAUUCACAAGGCUAGGUUUAUUUCAAUUCAA